AUGAAAAAAGGAUAUAAGGUGACCGAUGUAAAAAGACAAAAAAAAAUUGGUAUCGCUGCUGAAAAUUUACAAGAAUUAAUUGAGAAAUCAUGCAGAAAGUUGGGGUUCAAUGCCAGUUGCGCAGAAUGCCGAUUAUAUGUAGCAGAAGACGGAACACUUGUAGAUGACGACAACUACUUGAAAACUUUACCACCACAGACACUUUUUAUCCUGUUGCAGAAAAAAGAGACAAUGGUAAAUGACUUUGAUUUCUUCUACAAUAUGAUUAGAUCUUCUAAGAAAGAUUUUAUUGAAACUGGCCUUGCAGCUAAAGAGUUUCUUGAUACCAAUUUGCGAGAGAAGUUUUUGGUGCUGCAAAGAUAUAUUGAAGCUGCUGAUGAUAAUAAAACCAUGUUAAGUGAGAGAACUCAGGAUCCACAUUGGUUUGAAGGUCUUGAACCAUCAGAGAAAACUAAGGAGCAAUCUAUGUCUAAAAGGGUUAAAGAAAGAAUGAGGGGAUACUACUACAAGACAAAAACUGCAUUACAAUCUUCAGAAUUAUAUGUUCAUUCAAAAAAUGGUCAUGGUAAGGGUCUUGUUGAUAAUUUUCUUAUAGAAUUACGGAAAUUAUUGGAAAGUAAUAAAUAUAAUGAAGGCUAUUUCAAUAGAAAUUAUGAAAAUAAUUUAAGAUUAUGUAACAAGACUGGCCUCUUUCUAUGUGGUGGACUGUGGAAUGAUAGCAAGUGCAAAUAUGAAAAUGAACAUAUCAUCAACCCUUAUAGAAGUCGUGAAGAACGCAUAAUUUUUCAGACAUGGAAUUUGGAUCACAGAAUUGAGCUAUCUAGAACUAUAAUACCAGCAAUUAUUCAAGCACUGAAUAACAUUUAUUAUGGCAAUAUUAAUUGCAUAGGCUGUAAACAAAAUAUUAAGUGUGGUGACAUAGAUACAGAGCGGUAUUAUCUGCAGAUAUUUACACAUGAAAAUUUAAAACUAGUGCAUAUUGUAUGCCACUAUAAAGGUAAACAUGAUGCUCCAUCAAAUAUAUACACAGUGUGCCAGGAGUGUCUUGACCAGAAAAGUAUUAAAAACUAA
This is a messenger RNA of Pieris macdunnoughi, 1071 nucleotides long. NCBI's taxonomy places the organism in Eukaryota, Metazoa, Arthropoda, Insecta, Lepidoptera, Pieridae. The record is from the annotation of a GenBank genome assembly.